UCACCUCACCGAACACAAAUGCUGAAUGUGACCCCGUACCUGACGGACGAUCUGCUUUCUCAAAUUUUGGAUCGCCUUCCGGUCAAGACUCUGUUGCAAUGUAGAUGUGUUUGUAAACCAUGGUGUUCUCUCAUUGAUAGUCCGCGUUUUGUCAAAUUACAUCUCAAGAGGUCCGCUGAAUGCAACAAAAAUAGGAGUGUUGUUAUUCGAGGUUUUUAUGCUUACUUGGCGGAUUUUGAUUCUCUGGAAGACAAUUCUACUGCUGUAAUAAUUGAUGAACCACUUAGGAGUGUUCUCCGCGGUACUGGACUUGUGGGUUCGUGCAAUGGCUUACUCUGCUUGUAUCAACAGAAGAUGGAUAUUUUCAUUUGGAACCCUGCAAUGAGAAAGUGCAAGCAGUUACCUACAGCACCAGCUGAUUUUGUUUGUCCUUUCAGCGUUGAUCCGUUUUUCCUACGUGGCUUUGGGUAUGAUGCUGUUAAUGAUGAUUACAAGGUCCUGAGAAUUCUUCAUCCUGAUGGUCGUGAGGCAGGCUCGAAGGUUAUAGUUUACAGCCUAAAAAGUGACUCAUGGAAAAGGCUUCCAGAUAUUUCUUAUCCCUACCAAAUAGUUCGAGAUUUGGGUAUGUUUCUGGGUGGAGCUCUGCAUUGGAUUGCAGUUACGACUCUGGGUGUUGAAAUCUGCCUAAUAAUUCUUGCUUUUGAUCUUGGUGUUGAAAAUUAUAAGGAGAUCCCAUUACCUAAUCUUCGAUUCAAGAAAUCUAAUAAGUUGAAUCUAUGUACCUUUGCGGAUUCCCUUUGUGUGCUCCUACUCGAAGCUGACAUUCGUAUAGACGUAUGGUUGAUGAAUAAUUAUGGGGAUGGAAAUUCGUGGUGCAAGCUAUUUUCACUAGAGCACACACAGUUAGUUAGUCCUUCUCUGUCUGUUAGGCCACUUGCUUUUUCAAAAAGUCGCAGGGAUGUUCUUGUAGAAGUGAGUGACAAGAAGGUAAUAUGGUAUAACCUUGACAGGAAGAAUUUAAGGACGGUUAAGAUUGCUAAUAUGCCAGCUGUGUUUCAUGAUAUGGAAGUCUACACUGAAAGUCUUGUUCCACCUGACUACUUUUUAAGUUGCAAUGGGAAGCAGCCAGAAGAAGAAAAGAAACAGAAGCGUCAACAAAAGAGGAAUGAGAGGUAA
Molecule: messenger RNA, 1176 nt
Organism: Daucus carota subsp. sativus
Lineage: Eukaryota; Viridiplantae; Streptophyta; Magnoliopsida; Apiales; Apiaceae
Product: F-box protein CPR1
Exons: 1
Coding region: 19-1176 (385 amino acids)
Molecular function (GO): protein binding
Source: RefSeq, a predicted model, not a curated record